This is a messenger RNA of Lepisosteus oculatus (spotted gar), 685 nucleotides long. RefSeq names its product proteasome maturation protein (gene pomp). Gene Ontology annotation, biological process: proteasome assembly. The record is from RefSeq and is a predicted model, not a curated record. Gene Ontology annotation, cellular component: nucleus; cytoplasm. Lineage: Eukaryota; Metazoa; Chordata; Actinopteri; Semionotiformes; Lepisosteidae.
AUCAGCGGAAGCAUCGUCAUUUGUCACGUGUGAGGAGUAACGGUGAGCCGGAAGUACUCGGUGUGGGGUCAUUAGGAAGAAAGAAGCCGCCGGAUCAGUAUGAAUACUAGAGGUCUUCGAUCACAGCUGAAGGACAGCAUCCCCGUCACAGGGCUGUGUCCGCAGUCGGGAACCUAUGGCGUACCUGACACACUGCGCAAGGGCUUCUCCAGCGUGAAGAACGAACUCCUGCCCUCCCACCCCCUGGAGCUCUCCGAGAAGAACUUUCAGCUCAAUCAAGACAAGAUGAACUUUGCCACGCUCAGGAACAUUCAGGGACUUCAUGCACCUCUGAAACUGCAGAUGGAGUACAAGGCAGCAAAACAGAUACAGCGUUUGCCCUUCCUUCAGAGUUCAAACAUUGCACUAGAUACUCUCAGAGGAAAUGACGAGUACGUUGGUUUUGAGGACAUAUUGAACGAUCCAGCACAAAGUGAAGUCAUGGGGGAGCCCCAUGUCAUGGUGGAAUACAAAACGGGUUUGCUGUAAAAAAAUUCACGUUACUCUGUGUGAUUGUUUGACAUAAGACAAAUGUGAUUCUUUUUGCUAUAUUCUAACCAUACAGGACAAAGUAUUUUGCAUGGUUAGAAUCAAAUUAUCGUUUAAAGAUUUCUAAUAAAGCUUUGUUUGCUCUCUUUAUUUAGUA